Molecule: messenger RNA, 603 nt
Organism: Theileria parva strain Muguga
Lineage: Eukaryota; Apicomplexa; Aconoidasida; Piroplasmida; Theileriidae
Gene: prpf38a
Product: PRP38 family protein
Exons: 3
Coding region: 3-584 (193 amino acids)
Cellular component (GO): precatalytic spliceosome
Source: RefSeq, a predicted model, not a curated record
UUAUGGCAAAUAGGACUGAUCCUACUGCUCAUUUAAUACACGGGACUAAUCCUCAAUUUUUAUUUAGUAAGAUUCUCAGGGAUAAGGUUUAUAAUUCCUUUUACUGGAAGGAAAGCUGUUUCGGCUUAACUGCUGAAUCACUUAUUGAUAAAGCUGUUCAAAUAAAGUAUGUUGGAGGCACUUUUGGCGGAAAUCGGCAACCUUCACCUUUUAUUUGUCUUGUACUUAAAAUGCUUCAAAUACAGCCUGAAAUGGAGAUCGUUCACGAGUACAUUAAAAAUGAAGAUUACAAAUACUUAAGAGCUCUAGGCAUUUAUUACAUGAGACUUGUUGGCACUGCCGUUGAAGUGUACAGGACUCUUGAGCCCAUUCUUGGUGAUUAUCGCAAACUCAGAUUCAGAAACAUUGAUGGAAGUUAUGUAAUUAAAUAUAUGGAUGAAUUUGUCGACGAUUGCUUGACCAACACAACAUACCUGGAUGUCGACCUUCCGCCUCUUUCCAAAAGGAUGAACCUUGAGGCUACUAAAGCCCUUCCUCCUAGAAAAUCGCUACUAAAUAUAGUAAAAACCAAAGAUGAACCCUAACAUUUAAUAUCUUAGAUAA